This is a messenger RNA of Triticum turgidum subsp. durum (durum wheat), 267 nucleotides long. The record is from the annotation of a GenBank genome assembly. NCBI's taxonomy places the organism in Eukaryota, Viridiplantae, Streptophyta, Magnoliopsida, Poales, Poaceae.
AUGGCGGGCACAAGAGCAGCAGCGAUGAAGCUGGCGGUCGUCCUCCUGGCCAUGAGCCAGCUCGUCCACAUGGCGACCCCGACGGCGGAUCCAAUGACUACUGCGUCAUCGUCUCUACUGGUUACGAGCGUCUCCGGCCCUUCCGACGGGGAACAUAAACCCAGCCAUGGCAUCAGGGAAGAGAAGGUGUUGCUCAACGCGCCCAACAUCCCUGCAGUUCCGCCCCCUCCCCACCUCGUCCUACCGUGCAAGGGAAGAGCGUGUUGA